Molecule: messenger RNA, 450 nt
Organism: Gossypium raimondii (Peruvian cotton)
Lineage: Eukaryota; Viridiplantae; Streptophyta; Magnoliopsida; Malvales; Malvaceae
Product: secreted RxLR effector protein 161-like
Exons: 1
Coding region: 1-450 (149 amino acids)
Source: RefSeq, a predicted model, not a curated record
AUGUACCUUAUGAGCUGUACUAGAUCAGAUAUUACUUUUACUGUGAGCAGUUUAAGUAGAUUCAUAAGCAAUCUAGGGGAAAACCACUGGAAAGCAAUUGUGAGGGUACUGAGAUAUCUCAAAUAUACUCGGGACUACAGACUGCAUUAUUCCAGAGAUCCUACUGUUUUAGAAGGAUUCUCCGAUGCUAGUUGGAUAUUUGAUAUUCAAGAUGCCAAAGGCACAAGUGGAUAUAUUUUUACAUUGGGAGGAGGAGCUAUGUCAUGGAAAUCCUCAAGACAAAUGAUUAUAACCAGAUCCACAAUGGAAUUUGAGUUUAUAGCUUUAGACAAAUCUGGAGAAGAGAUUGAAUGGCUUCGAAACUUCUUGGAGGAUAUUCCUAACUGGCCAAAGCCUGUGCCCACAAUAUGCAUAUAUUGUGAUAACCAAGCAAAAAUUGGUAGAGCAUAG